GCACAAAAAAGCCACAAUCCAUCCGAUAAAUAAACCAUGAAAGCAGCAAGUAUGGAAUAAUUGACUCAGCAAGACACUCAUAGCACGAAAACUAAAACGCGACUUCACGAAUCAACGAAUGAGGGAAGAAGGAGAUACGCACAUCAGAGGCGUUGCUGAUGAGCUCACGGAGGAAGAUCUCCGCGUUGCUGUGGGAGUCGUCGAUAAUCAAGGUGAGCAACUGGUUGAUCUCAUCGAGGAAAUCAAACGUCUCAGCGUCCGCCGUGGAUGGAUUACGCUGGUUGGUUUCUACUCUGCUUAUUUGGUUGCUGAGAAGGUUAUUGUUACCACAAAGCACAAUGAUGAUGAGCAGUAUGUAUGGGAAUCUCAAGCUGAUGGGUCAUUCACUGUCACCAGGGACACCUCUGGUGAGAACUUGGGCAAGGGUACCAAGAUCACACUUUUCCCCAAGGAGGACCAGCUUGAGUACCUUGAGGAGCACCGUCUCAAGGACUUGAUUAAUAAUUACCCUGAGUUCAUUAGCUACCCAAUUUCUCUGUGGGUUGGGAAGACUACUAAGAAGGAGAUCUCAGAUAACGAGGAUGAGGAAGAAAAGAAGGACGAGGAAGGAAAGGUUGAGGAUAUUGAUGAGGACAAGGAAAAGGAGAAGAAAAAGAAGAAGAUCAAGGAGGUUUCUCAUGAGUGGCGUUUGGUGAACAAGCAGGAGCCCAUCUGGACGAGGAAGCCUGAGGAGAUCACAACCGAAGAAUAUGCUGCUCUCUACAAGAGACUUACCAAUGAUUGGGAGGAGCACUUGUCUGUUUCUCUGUUAAGGGCCCUUUUGGGUUCAGGGCUAUCCUUUUUGUUCCCAAGAGAGCACCCUUUGAUCUCCUUGACACCAGAAAGAAGCAAACCAACAUUAAGGUGUAUGUACCCCAUGCCUUUGCAAAAUAAGAUCUUGAAGGUUAUUUGUAAGAACUUGGUGAAGAAGUGCAUUGAGCUCUUUUUUGAGAUUGCUGAGGACAAGGAAGACUACAACAAGUUCUAUGAGUCAUUCUCUAAGAAUCUCAAGCUUGGUAUCCUUGAGGAUUCCCAAAACAGGACUAAGAUUGGUGAAUUGCUCAGUUAUUACUCUACCAAGAGUGGUGAUGAGAUGGCCAACUUGAAGGAGUAUGUAACCAGGAUGAAGGAGGAGCAGAAUGACAUCUACUACAUCACAUGUGCGAGCAAAAAGGCUGUUGAGAUUUCUCCAUUCCUUGAGAAGUUGGAGAGGAAGGGAUACAAAGUCCUAUCCGUGGUGGAUGCUAUAGAUGAGUAUACAGUUGGUCAACUAAAGGAGUUUGAGGGUAAGAAGCUUGUUCCUGCUACCAGGGAGGGUCUGGAACUUGAUAAGGGUGAAGAUGAGGAGGAAAGGAGUGAAGCUUUUACAGAGACGUUGGGGAAAUUUUUCAAGGGGAUCAAGGAUUUUUUGGCCGCUAAGGUGGAGAAGUUGCUGCGUUGUGUUGUAAUCCGAGGAUGUGAAGUGGCUUUGAACAGAUGCCUGGAUUAUGCUGCUGAGUUGCUUGUUGAGGUCGCGAUUGAGAGACUGGAGGGCCGCGUUCUCAUGACGGAGAGAAUUGGCUUCUUUUGUGGCUUUACGGAGACGUGUCAGGCAGAGGUUAUGGCGGUUUAUCAUGUCUUAGUGCUGUUGCAUGAGGAUGCGGGGGUUGUAGAGAGGCAAAAUGGAUGAGUUGGAUGGGGAGGUGGAGGGGGAGGGGUAAACAGUAUCGUUUUGUUGGUUCUGGCCUUCGGUGCCAUGGUCGCGAUGGGCCUUAGAGGAGUUAUCGUUUUGCAUUUGCAGAUUUCAGUAGAACUGGAUAGCAAUCAGAGCAGAAAAAGAUUAGACAAUAGCAAAAUACUGAAAAUGCAAGUAUCCAGAGAAUAAAGACAGAAAUUUCCU
This is a messenger RNA of Rubroshorea leprosula, 1918 nucleotides long. The record is from the annotation of a GenBank genome assembly. NCBI's taxonomy places the organism in Eukaryota, Viridiplantae, Streptophyta, Magnoliopsida, Malvales, Dipterocarpaceae.